CACUACCGUCUCCAUUUGGACCUCUGCUUCACCGUGCUGUCAUGUCGGUGUCCCUGUCCAGCGUCCCUGUAGUGCUGAAGGACAAGAGCUGCUACCAAGCCGGCAUGCUGAAGGCCAGUCCCGCUCGUGGCUUCUACCCUGCCCCUCUCCCCGGCCCCCACCACUACAUGGACUUCUUCCCGCGGACUCACAGCCUCCUCCACCCACUCAAGUCCCUCGGUCGCCUGGUGUCGGACACCCAGGCAUCCCUGCCGCUCAACCUGCACGGCGGAGCCCCUCCGUUCCACCACCACGCCUCAGUCCUGCACGAACACAUGUUGAGCGCCUCUGGCAUCCCCUACCUGAGCCAGAUGUUGGCCGGACACCCGCUGUACUCCAAACCAGAGGAGCUGGCUGCUGUGGUGACCGAGCACGCCGCUGGUCCGCUGUCCUCUGGCUUCAACAGCCCGGCCAGUGAAAGGUCCUCAUGUGCCUCUUCUUCUGCCAGCUCACCGCCUAAAGAGAGUCUGUUUCGCCUCCGGAGCGCGGACCUGUCGCAAGAAAAAACGCGCACGUCUUAUAAUUUUAGCGAGGAUGACUUGUUCAUGGUGCUCUACGGUUACUCCGGCAGCCAGGAGCGCAGCGUGGGUCACGCUAUAUCAGGGCUGGCCCUGCCCGAAAAGUCAGUAUCGGACUCUCGCGUUCUCCCACUGGACAAAGAAACACUUGAACUUCCAGAGGGGUUGACCAUCGUCCAGGCAGUUUGGGGAAACGUCUCACACUGUGGAGUUUUCACAGACAAAAGCAGCAUCCCCAAAGGGACGCGCUUCGGACCUUUCCAAGGAAAAAUGGUCAAUACCAGCGAGAUUAAGACAUACGACGACAACACUCUGAUGUGGGAGGUGUUUGAAAACGGCCGGUUGAGUCAUUUUGUUGACGGCAGGGGAGGCUCAGGGAACUGGAUGUCGUUAGUGAAGUGCGCUCGUUUCCCAGAGGAGCAGAACCUAAUUGCUGUACAGGUCCAGGAUCAGAUCUUCUAUGAGGCCUGCAAAGAGAUCCGGCCAGGACAGGAGCUGCUGGUGUGGUAUGGAGACUGCUACAUGCAGUUCCUCGGCAUCCCUCUCACCCUGAAAGACCACAGAGAGGACAGCACCGUGGUUCCUCUCACAGAAGAUACUGCUGAUGGUUUCAAGUGUGAUAGGUGCGGGAAGGUGUUUGCAUACAAGUACUACAGAGACAAGCAUCUGAAGUACACGCGCUGCGUGGACCAGGGCGACAGAAAGUUCCCCUGUCACCUCUGCAACCGAUCUUUCGAGAAGAGAGACAGAUUAAGGAUCCACAUUUUACACGUUCACGAAAAACACAGGCCUCACAAGUGCUCAGUGUGCGGAAAGAGUUUCUCCCAGUCGUCCAGUCUCAACAAACACAUGCGGGUGCAUUCUGGAGAACGGCCAUACAAGUGCGUCUACUGCAAUAAGGCCUUCACUGCCUCCAGUAUUCUGCGAACACACAUCCGCCAGCACUCCGGAGAGCGGCCCUUCAAGUGCAAGCACUGCGGGAAGGCCUUCGCCUCCCACGCCGCCCACGACAGCCACGUCAGGCGGACCCACGCAAAGGACAAGCCACUUCCCUGCGACCUGUGCGGAGCGUCUUUUCAGGAGGAACGGGAAUUUAAAUAUCACAUGGAAAGUCACAAAAACAGGCAAAUCUUGGACAGCACAGUUCUUCCGUCUACUCCAGGGAGUGGAUUACAGGAGGACACCGUGUUGAAGGACAAUCCAAAAAUACAGAAGAACGCUGCCGGACAAAACUUUCCUUACACCGGGUUAACAGUUUUAAAUCCAGAAUAUCGGCCCUGGAACUAGUCUCUCUGAGCUGAACUAGCCUACUCAGUAAAUCCUGACAAAGAAAACUAUGCUAAUUGUGUGGAGGAUUUUAGACGAUAGGCUA
Sander lucioperca (pikeperch) is the source of this 1929-nucleotide messenger RNA. RefSeq names its product PR domain containing 14 (gene prdm14). Lineage: Eukaryota; Metazoa; Chordata; Actinopteri; Perciformes; Percidae. Gene Ontology annotation, molecular function: protein binding; RNA polymerase II transcription regulatory region sequence-specific DNA binding. Gene Ontology annotation, biological process: regulation of transcription by RNA polymerase II. The record is from RefSeq and is a predicted model, not a curated record. Gene Ontology annotation, cellular component: nucleus. The transcript is spliced from 8 exons. Bases 42 to 1844 code for a protein of 600 amino acids.